AUGCCGUUACUCACUCUCAAAAUGGAUAUCGCUCACGGAGGCCUUGAUAUCCCUGAUGAUGACCAUAAGUUCAUUAACGAGAGAUUACUCAACGUUGCAAUUCCAUCCGAAUCCGAAACGACUGGCCCAAUCACACUCGAGAGAUGUUUGGAAGAGUACUUCAAUAAUCGAGUCGAUGUGCAGAGGAAAUUGGAACAGAGAGCAGGAUCAGCCACAGCAGAGCAGCCAAGCGACACAACCAUCGACUCACUUCUCUUAGACGAAAAGCCACCGAUAAAUGGUUCUCACAUCGAAUAUGCGGACCUGGGUUCCGCGCCACAAACGCCUAGUACUCCCUUAUCCCCCAAACCCCUCGAGCGUAAAAGCUCACUUCUUCGAACUGUCGACGGGACUAGUAAACAUGGUUUGCCUAAGCAGCGACGGCGGUCUCAGUCCGUUCGCAAGGAAAUAACAAUUCCGGCCUGGCAGUUCUUCAACUUGCUGCCUUUCUACACCGAUUGCGCGUCGACAAACGACAAGGAGCGGUCGACCACAAAAUCAACUUUCGCCAACCAUUUUUCGUCUAAGAGACCGAUUAUUGGUUUGUGCUUGAAACGUUAUACGUGGUCUGCUGCCGGAACGCCCAUUCGAAAUGGGGCGGAUGUCAAAAUUCCGACGGAAAUCGAGCUACCGCAUUUUGUAGGUGACGACGACAUGGAAGACUCGGGAAAUUUUAGAUUGUUGCUACAAAGUGCAGUCUGCCAUAGAGGAACGACUACUAACUCCGGUCAUUACAUUUCUUUGGUACGCACCGAGGACGAUAAGUGGAUGCGAUUUGAUGACCUUGCAAAGGAGCGAGUUGUUGAGGUGGACAGAACCAAGGCUUUCGCUGAAGAGUCACCCUACCUCCUAUUCUAUCAAGUUCAAGCCAUGGAGGGGCCGCCACCGUACGAAGAAGUUGAUAGUAGUCGAUCUUCACAAGAGGAGUCCCGCGGCUUGCCCACAUUCGAUUAUAGUGUUGCCGAAGGGCAAGACGGAUACAAUACUUCGGCAUCAUCUUCUCCCGUCCAGCAACCCCAGAUCAGUGAAGAAUCCCUAGCUCUCAAAGGACGAUAUUCGCUUGAUGCACAGUCGAAAGAAUCGCUUCGACCAUCCUCACGGCCAGAGCGGAGAAGCGUGGAUAUCAAAACGAAUGAGGCUAAGUCUCGCUCUUUGAGUCGUAACACCGAAAAUAGACUUUCGUUCGCCGGCCUCAGCCGACUGGCUGUUAGAAUCAGCAGGGACGGAAAAGAUGACGGUUCGACAAACGGAAAUAUUAGCAGCACGAGCUCGAUUGACGGCGAAUCGCACAACGGCGAGAAAGACCGAGAAGCAAAGCCGAAGAAGGACAAGGGCAAAGAGACUUUGAAAAAGGAUAAGCGAAAGUCUAGGAGACGCGAGACUGGUGAGGAUGAUAAGGAGUGUGUGGUUCAGUAG
Orbilia oligospora ATCC 24927 is the source of this 1455-nucleotide messenger RNA. RefSeq lists its product as uncharacterized. The record is from RefSeq and is a predicted model, not a curated record. The coding region runs from base 1 to 1455 and encodes 484 amino acids. Gene Ontology annotation, biological process: protein deubiquitination. The transcript has a single exon. Lineage: Eukaryota; Fungi; Ascomycota; Orbiliomycetes; Orbiliales; Orbiliaceae. Gene Ontology annotation, cellular component: cytosol; nucleus. Gene Ontology annotation, molecular function: cysteine-type deubiquitinase activity; cysteine-type endopeptidase activity.